Molecule: messenger RNA, 2057 nt
Organism: Amaranthus tricolor (Joseph's coat)
Lineage: Eukaryota; Viridiplantae; Streptophyta; Magnoliopsida; Caryophyllales; Amaranthaceae
Product: zeta-carotene desaturase, chloroplastic/chromoplastic-like
Exons: 14
Coding region: 198-1904 (568 amino acids)
Biological process (GO): carotenoid biosynthetic process
Molecular function (GO): 9,9'-di-cis-zeta-carotene desaturase activity
Source: RefSeq, a predicted model, not a curated record
GGGCAUUUCCAUUUCUAAAAUUAAAAUCACAUUCUCCACCAUCAAAAGAUAAACAAAACCCAAAGCUAAACUGUCGACUCAUUUUUUCCUCUCAUCUUAUCUCCUUCUUAAUCUUUCAUGACUGAUUUCUCUGCUUAACUUCGACAAUUUCUCUUCUUUUUUUUUUAAAUUUUUUUCCUGUUUUUCUCUCUCCGUUUAUGGCAUCUACUCUCUGUUUCCCGGCGAAUUCUGCCGGAAUUUGUAACCGGCGGUCGGUUCCAGUCUUCAAUGCUCGUCGGCUAUGGCGUGUUCAUUGUUCUCUGGACAGUAAUGUCUCUGAUAUGAGUACUAAUGCCCCAAAAGGAUUGUUCCCCCCAGAACCUGAAUGUUACAAGGGCCCAAAGCUAAAGGUAGCAAUUAUUGGAGCAGGACUUGCUGGCAUGUCCACUGCAGUUGAGCUUUUGGAUCAAGGACAUGAGGUUGAUAUAUAUGAAUCAAGGCCGUUUGUUGGGGGAAAGGUGGGGUCUUUUGUUGACAGGCGUGGAAAUCACAUUGAAAUGGGACUGCAUGUCUUCUUUGGUUGCUAUAAUAACCUGUUCAGACUAAUGAAAAAGGUAGGUGCAGACAAAAAUCUUCUUGUGAAGGAUCAUACUCACACCUUUGUUAACAAAGGAGGUGAAAUUGGUGAGCUUGACUUUCGCUUUCCUAUUGGAGCUCCAAUACAUGGAAUUCAGGCUUUUUUAACAACAAAUCAGCUUAAGACUUAUGACAAAGCAAGAAAUGCUCUAGCUCUUGCUCUGAGUCCAGUUGUACGGGCCCUUGUUGAUCCAGAUGGUGCAAUGCAGGAUAUACGAAAUUUAGAUUCCGUCAGCUUCUCAGACUGGUUUAUAUCGAAAGGUGGAACACGAGCAAGCAUUCAGAGAAUGUGGGACCCUGUUGCCUAUGCUCUUGGGUUUAUUGAUUGUGAUAAUAUCAGUGCACGUUGUAUGCUCACCAUAUUCUCAUUGUUUGCCACAAAGACUGAGGCUUCAUUACUACGCAUGCUCAAGGGCUCUCCGGAUGUUUAUCUGAGUGGACCAAUCAGAAAAUAUAUUGAAGAGAGAGGGGGAAGGUUUCAUUUGAGGUGGGGAUGCAGAAAAGUUCUUUAUGAUCGAUCCCCCAAUGGAGAUGCAUAUGUAACAGGACUGGCCAUGUCCAAGGCUACAAAUAAGAAAACUGUGAGGGCUGAUGCUUAUGUUGCAGCUUGUGAUGUUCCUGGAAUCAAAAGAUUGUUGCCAGAAGAGUGGAGGGAUUUGGACUUUUUCAACAAUAUAUAUGAACUUGUUGGAGUGCCUGUUGUCACUGUGCAACUCAGAUACAAUGGAUGGGUUACUGAAUUGCGAGAUCUAGAACAAUCUAGGCAAUUGAAACAAGCAACAGGACUGGACAAUCUUCUCUACACACCGGAUGCAGAUUUUUCUUGUUUUGCUGACCUUGCUCUAACAUCACCAGAAGAUUACUAUAUUGAAGGGGAAGGGUCACUUCUCCAGUGUGUUCUUACUCCAGGAGAUCCUUACAUGCCAUUACUAAAUGAAGAAAUUAUAAGGAGAGUUUCAGAGCAGGUUUUGAAAUUAUUCCCAUCUGCACGAGGCUUGAAAGUCACUUGGUCAUCGGUUGUCAAAAUCGGACAGUCUUUAUAUCGUGAGGCUCCUGGAAAAGAUCCCUUUAGGCCUGAUCAAAAGACUCCUGUUCAAAAUUUCUUCCUUGCUGGGUCGUACACAAAGCAGGAUUACAUAGAUAGUAUGGAGGGCGCAACGCUGUCAGGAAGGCAGGCUUCUGCAUACAUAUGUGAUGCUGGAGAAGAGCUGUUUGCAUUAAGGGAGGUACUUCCUGCGAUAGAAUCUCUAGAACCUCCUCUAGGCUCUUCUCAGUUUAGUUUUGUAUGAUUUUUGUACAUAUACUUAGCUUUAGCUCCUUAUUUGUUUACCACCUUCAUGCAUUGUAAUAUUCUGGUGUUAACCCCUCACCAUAUGUAUAUGUAUUUAUGUACAUGUACCUCAAAGUAAUUUAUAAAUUUGCAAAUUAGAAGUACUUCACAA